Zychaea mexicana is the source of this 2107-nucleotide messenger RNA. RefSeq lists its product as uncharacterized. The record is from RefSeq and is a predicted model, not a curated record. Gene Ontology annotation, cellular component: cytoplasm; ubiquitin ligase complex. Gene Ontology annotation, molecular function: zinc ion binding; ubiquitin protein ligase activity; ubiquitin conjugating enzyme binding. The transcript is spliced from 4 exons. NCBI's taxonomy places the organism in Eukaryota, Fungi, Mucoromycota, Mucoromycetes, Mucorales, Lichtheimiaceae. The coding region runs from base 306 to 1745 and encodes 479 amino acids. Gene Ontology annotation, biological process: ubiquitin-dependent protein catabolic process; protein polyubiquitination; positive regulation of proteasomal ubiquitin-dependent protein catabolic process.
GUGAUUUCGACGAUGCAUUCAUGGUAAUUAUCACUAUCCUCCAUCUUUCUAGCUUUGUAUGCAUUUGCUUACUAAGAAUAUUGCAUUCUCUCCAUUCCAUACAACAGCUCGAUCCUGAGGACACCAUGGAUGAAGACAGCGAAUUAGACAUUGCAGAGUCUGCCAGCUCCGUGGGUGAUUCAGGUAAAGAUAACUGGAUACUGUGGGUUUUCUAGAGCUGAGAAGAGGUGGGGCUGAGAAGGCUUAGUGAGUGCUGUGCGUCCUAUAACAAACUUAUAGACAUUGAAGACUAUGUAGAGAAUGACAUGGCAUUCGAUGGAGCGUUUUCCGAGAAACCCCAUUUGAAAGCAUACGAGGUGGAUUUCAGCGUCCAGAGUACGAAUAAUCUGAUGCGUAUGCAGGACAAGGAAAUUGACCAAGUAUCAACAAUUCUAGGCCUCUCCAAUGAAGACUCUGCUACACUGCUACGAUAUUUUCGAUGGAACAAAGAAAAACUGUUUGAACGAUACAUGGAUUUACCAGAAAAGAUCCUGCGAGAUGCCGGUGUAUCGAUUAACGACGGAAGAAACAAGGUCACUGUGCUUGCGAAAGACUUGAAGAACUUGAGCGAACCAUUCAUGUGCGAGAUCUGCUGCGACGAUGAUCCAGACAUGGAAACGGUGUGUGUGGCAUGUGGCCAUCGGUUCUGCAAAGGCUGCUAUGAGCAUUAUCUCCGCCAAAAAAUCCGAGAGGAAGGCGAGUCAAGGCGGAUUGAGUGUCCUCAAGACAAGUGCAAUGUCAUUGUGGAUGAAAAGACGGUUGAACAGCUGGUGGAUCCAGAGACAAAUAAAAGAUACCGCACCUUGCUGAAUCGCACGUUCGUCGAUGACAACGACUAUCUGCGGUGGUGCCCUGCACCGGACUGUGAAUAUGCAAUCGAGUGUCAUAUACCAAGUACCUCGCUCGCCUCGAUUGUCCCCACGGUCCAGUGCAAUUGCAGUUUUAAAUUUUGCUUUGGCUGCGGGGUAGCUGAUCAUCAGCCUGCAAUUUGCGCUAUUGUCAAAAAGUGGCUCAAAAAGUGCGAGGAUGAUUCCGAAACGGCAAAUUGGAUUUCGGCCCACACCAAGGAAUGUCCCCGCUGUCAGUCGACCAUUGAAAAGAACGGUGGAUGCAACCACAUGACUUGCCGCAAGUGUCGCCAUGAGUUCUGCUGGGUGUGUAUGGGUCCGUGGUCAGAACAUGGCACAUCGUGGUACAACUGCAACCGGUUUGAUGAAAAGAGCAGCACCGAAGCACGCGAGAGCCAGACGCAAUCGCGCGUCAGUUUGGAACGAUACCUUCAUUACUAUAACCGCUACGCAAACCAUGAACAAUCCGCCAGAUUAGACCAAGACCUAUACACCAAGACUGAGAAAAAGAUGGAAGAAAUGCAAAAGACCAGCGACUUGUCGUGGAUCGAGGUGCAGUUCCUGAAAAAGGCUGUCGACGUCACUGUCCAGUGCCGUAUGACGUUAAAAUGGACCUAUGCCUUUGCAUUCUAUCUGGCCAAGAGCAACGAGACCGCCAUCUUUGAAGACAACCAGCGCGAUUUAGAAAUGGCUACCGAACAGCUUUCCGAACUACUAGAGAAGCCGUUGGAGCGUGAAAAGAUUGCCCAACUGCGUCAAGCUGUUUUGGACAAGUCGGUCUAUGUCAAACAGCGACGAGAGAUACUUCUUGAGGACACAGCAAAGGGUUUAUUGGAUGGUCGAUGGAGCUUUAUGUAAUUAUUUCCCUCUUUCUUUUUCCUCCCACCUCUUCCUCCUUUUUUCCCUGGUAAAUCUUCAAGAACAUCCCUCCCCCUUCUCCCUCCUCUCACCCUCUCCCCGAACACAACAUAUAAACCACAUCACAAUCACUCUUUUUCAUUGCAACCUUCUUUUUUCCUUGCACGCACACUUUGCACAAACACACACCGCACACUUUCUUUUUUUCAACCCAUGGUAAAUAAAAACCAACUGCAUCUCCAGAAAAUUUAAGAAAGAAGGUUUUUUUGUGUCUAGAACACAAACACCGCUUCUCUCUCUCUCUCUCUCUCUUUUUCCGUUCCUGGAAAAUGACACUUGGAGACACAUCCAUCGUAUUGAUG